CACACACUCAAAUAUCCUCAAAACACUGGUUUUCUCGCACAUAUGUGUGUGUGUUUGCGUGUCUGACUCGUUCUUUGACUCAGUUUGUUGAGGUCGUGGCGGCUGGAAGACUCAUCAGAAGAGUAAACUGAAUGUGAUCAUGAGACAGGAGGAGCUGAUCGCUCAGAAGAAGAGAGAGAUCGAGGCCAGACUGAAAGAACAGGCUCAGAAGAAGCAGAAGCCCGUCCAGAACCAGAACCAGAACCUGAACCAAUCCAGCAGUUCUCCUCCCUCAGAGGCAUCUUCAUCAUCAUCCUCCUCCUCCUCCUCCUCAUCCUCAUCAAACAAGUUUGUGAACGACGGCAGUUUCCUGCAGCAGUUCCUGAAGAUGCAGCGAGAGAAAUCCAGCGCUGAUGAAGGAUCGGCCAGCUCCGCCCCCAGCACUCAGAGCCCGCCCUCAGCCGGAGGUCAGGCUCAGAAGAGGAGCGUUCUGAUCGGAAAGCGGCCCGGUCUGGGGGUCAGCAGCAUGAUCAAUCAGUUCAAGAACUACUCUCCGUCCAAGAAGACAGCGCUGCCCGCGGCCCGACCCAGUGUGUUCAGCUCCCCCGAUGAUGAAGAGGAGGAGGACGAUGAUGCAGACUACCUGGAGGUCAAAGUUUCCCCCCCAGAGGACGGAGAUCUGCGUCUCGUCAUCGAUAAGAUGGCCUCGUUUGUCGCCGAAGGCGGUGCUGAGCUGGAGAAGAAGGCCAUGGAGGACUACAGAGACGAUCCCGUCUUCUCGUUCUUGUUUGAGAAGAGCAGUAAGGAGUUUCUGUACUACAGAAGGAGAGUGGCGGAGAUCAGACGAGACGCGUCGCAUCAGACCGAUGUCUCCUCCUCAGUGGAUGACAGCACCAGGAAGGUGGCGGAGAAACUGGCGCGCUUCGUGGCGGACGGCGGCACGGAGGUGGAGAUCAUGGCUGCUCAACACAACCGAGACAAUCCUGCCUUCAGUUUCCUGUAUGACUAUCAGAGCGCGGCUCAUCGCUUCUAUAAGGCUAAAGUGGACGAGUUCCGUCAGGAUAAGAGCAGCAGCGAAUCGCAGACGGCCGUCUCACAGGAACACACACACACCGCCGCCAAGAGGAAGAGGAAGAGCCGCUGGGGAGCCGAGGAUGAUAAAGUGGAGCUGCCCACGCCAACGCUUAUCAGCCCUGCUGCUCCAGCGGCCGGAUCCAGCACUCCUGCACUGACAGAUCAGGAGCUGAGCAGUCUGGGAUAUAAGAAGGGGAAGCCGGUGGGUCUGGUGGGUGUGACAGAGCUGUCAGACGAACAGAAGAAACAACUCAAAGAACAACAGGAAAUGCAGGAGAUGUUCGACAUGAUCAUGAAGCACAAGCGUGCGAUGCAGGACAUGCAGCUGUUGUGGGAGAAAACCAUCAAAAACCACCAGCACGAGUACGACAGCGAUGAGGAGCUGGAUCCUGAGGACGGAACCUGGGAGCAUCGGCUCAGACAGAUGGAGAUGGAGAAGACCCGAGAGUGGGCGGAGCAGCUGACGGACAUGGGCAAAGGGAAGCACUUCAUUGGUGACUUCCUGCCUCCGGAUGAGCUGGAGAAGUUCAUGGAGACGUUUAAAGCUCUGAAGGAGGGCAGAGAUCCAGAUUACUCCGAGUACAAGGAGUUCAAGCUGACGGUGGAGAACAUCGGCUUCAAGAUGCUGAUGAAGAUGGGCUGGAAGGAGGGCGAUGGUCUGGGCUCAGAUGGACAGGGCAUCAAAAACCCCGUCCACAGAGGCUCCACGGCGGUGGACGGCGCAGGCUUCGGUGUGGACCGACCCGCUGAACUCUCGAAGAGUGACGAUGAGUACGAUGCUUUCCGUAAGAGGAUGAUGCUGGCGUAUCGCUUCAGACCGAACCCUCUGAACAAUCCCAGGAGGCCGUACUACUGAACCAGCAGCAUCUCCUGUGUUUACUCAUAACAGGUUGAAUUAUGACUUCAUAAUGGAUUAAUACAGCCUCGAGCCCUUCGUGUGUUUCUGUUUGUUUAUUUAAAGAUGCUGAUUUAUUACAUUUAUUCAAAACUGUAA
Sinocyclocheilus anshuiensis is the source of this 2047-nucleotide messenger RNA. It is a transcript of the gene sugp1, whose product is annotated as SURP and G patch domain containing 1. The record is from RefSeq and is a predicted model, not a curated record. NCBI's taxonomy places the organism in Eukaryota, Metazoa, Chordata, Actinopteri, Cypriniformes, Cyprinidae. Gene Ontology annotation, biological process: RNA processing. The coding region runs from base 140 to 1909 and encodes 589 amino acids. The transcript is spliced from 14 exons. Gene Ontology annotation, molecular function: RNA binding. Gene Ontology annotation, cellular component: nucleoplasm.